Messenger RNA from Podarcis lilfordi (Lilford's wall lizard), 18670 nucleotides. NCBI's taxonomy places the organism in Eukaryota, Metazoa, Chordata, Lepidosauria, Squamata, Lacertidae. The record is from the annotation of a GenBank genome assembly.
AUGGAUAAAAAGAAAAGAGGACGUCAAAAAUCACUGGUAUCUCGUCUCCAGCUUACACCAGAGAAUACUAAAGUACCACAUAUGGUUGAAGGAAAGUUUAUUAAGCCCAAACAAGCUUCUAUGGAAGAUGUGAGACCGCUGGCAGUGAGAUUCUAUCAUUUUUUAAUUUGUACACUGAGUAGCAGUUGCUUGUUAAUUUCUAGUGUUUUAUAUAAUUUUUUUUUUAUAUUGAUUUUACAAACAAGUUUUAUACAAUACAAACAAAUAAAAAGACAUACAAACAUGUAUAGUUUCAUAACCUUUUUUUCAUAACCCUCUCUUCUCGGACUCCCCCAAACCUCCCCUUCCUACAUCCCAAUUUCCAAAAUUAUUUCAGCAAAUUCUAAAUAAUGUUAUCAAAUAUAUUUUUCUUAUUUUUUUUUUUUCUUCAACUUAAUCUUAUGUCGCUGUAAUCUCCUUUUCUUUCUCCAAACCUCGACAUUUUAACAUUCCUCAAUUUUAUAAUAGUUCUUUAGAUAGAUUUUAAAUUUCUUCCAAUCUUCUUCCACCGUCUCUUCCCCUGCUCACGGAUUCUGCCAGUCAUCUCAGCCAAUGUCAUAUAGUCUAUAACCUUCAUCUGCCACUCUUCCAAGGUGGGUAGUUCUUCUGUCUUCCAAUACUUUGCGAUGAGUAUUCUUGCUGCUGUCGUAGCAUACAUAAAAAAAGUUCUGUCUUUCUUUGAUACCAAUUGGCUGGCAAUGCCCAAGAGAAAGGCCUCUGGUUUCUUCAGGAAAGUACAUUUAAGUACCUUUUUCAUUUCAUUAUAUAUCAUUUCCCAGAAAGCCUUAAUCUUUGGGCACGUCCACCAAAGGUGAUAAAAGUACCUUCAGUUUCUUUACACUUCCAACACUUAUUAUCAGGCAAAUGAUAAAUUUUGCUAGCUUGACUGGAGUCAUGUACCACCUAUAGAUCAUUUUCAUAAUAUUUUCCUUUAUGGCAUUGCAUGCCGUAAAUUUUAUACCGGUGUUCCACAACCAUUCCCAGUCAGCAAACAUAAUGUUAUGACCAAUGUCCUGUGCCCACUUAAUCAUAGCUGAUUUAACUGUUUCAUCUUGUGUAUUCCAUUUCAGCAGCAAAUUAUACAUUCUUGACAAGUUCUUAGUAUUGGGUUCUAACAGUUCAGUUUCUAAUUUUGAUUUCUCCACCUGGAAGCCAAUUUUCCUGUCUUGUUUAUACACCUCCAUUAUUUGAUAAUAAUGGAGCCAAUCUCGUACUUUGGGUUUCAAUUUCUCAUAGCUCUGUAGUUUCAACUUAUCUCCAUCUUAAUUUCUAGUGUUUUAUAGUAUGUUCUUUUAGUGGCUUAUCUGGAAACAAGCAGUAGCAAUGCAUUUAAAAUUAAGGUGUUUUAAUUGUAAGUAAAGCAAAGCUAGUUCCCUUGCCAAAUGUAAGAUGUUAAGUUACUGAUGAGACAUAAACUGGAGUUUACCCUGCACAAGCUGAAAUGGAUUCAUGUGAUUGGACUAUCUAGUGGAAUGGUAUCUAAUGACUUGUGAUGAACUGUAUUAUUCAUAUUCCAGCUAUAGUCUUUCCUGGAGAAGAUGAGCUGCAAUGUCUUCUAUAUGGACUGCACUCAGAGAUGGUCUGGAAGAUUCAAUUGGUCUAAAAUAUGGCAGACUGACUUUUGUCUGGUGCUCACAGGUUGGAGCAUAUAACUCCAAUCUCACUGAGGCUUCACUAGCUUUCUUUUUGUUUUCCAACACAAUUCAUAGUGCCGGUUCUAGCUUUUCCCAUAUAGCCAUAAGUAGUUAAGGAGCAGGUAACCUUCAGGACCUAAGAUCAAACUCAGAGGCCUUUUCAUGAUAUGGUAUUCAGAUCGUGAGCAUGAGAGUCAGAUGUUUCUGUGGAGGUUCUAUGGUUCUGGAAUAUUCUUCCAGCUGAAAACUAUCAGAAUCUCUCUGUUUCAUCAAAACUCAUGUUUCAAUGUACCUUUAAUAUGAAAACAUUUUGUUCAGCUCUGCUUCACUUGCUGUUAUACCGUAUUUACGCAAAUCUAAUGCACCAUCGAAUCUACUGCGCGCCUCAAAUUUCAAAACCUUGAAACCAAAAAGGUAUUUGCUAGUGAAUGUAAAUAUGCCAUCAAAUCUAAUUCGCAUCCUAAUUUUCAUGACGUAAUUUGGCCAAAAUAGGUGUGCAUUACACCCAAGUAAAUAGAGUAAGACUUGGGGUGAGCAUAGUAUUCCUAUGUUCUUCCCUGUCCUCCUCAAAAAAUUAUCUGUGCAGUACGUCUGAGAGACUUGAUUUCAGCACUGAUAUAAACAUGCGUGCUUUCCCUUUAUACUAUCUUGAGCAGGGAUGUAGUUUGUUUUUUAAAAAAUGUGCUCUUGAAUGAGAAUGAGUAUCCUAGAACAGGUGGCAUAACUGUAGUGAAUGGUUGACUAUACAGUGGUACCUCGGGUUACAUAAGCUUCAGGUUACAUACGCUUCAGGUUACAGACUCCGCUGACCCAGAAAUAGUACUUCGGGUUAAGAACUAUGCUUCAGGAUGAGAACAGAAAUCGUGCUCCGGCAGCAGCAGGAGGCCCCAUUAGCUAAAGUGGUGCUUCAGGUUAAGAAGAGUUUCAGGUUAAGAACAGACUUCUGGAACGAAUUAAGUACUUAACCCGAGGUACCACUGUAAUGCUAAAGUGCAUAAUCAGUGGCGCCAUCUAUAGGGGCUACAGCACCCACAAUAUUUUGUGCUGUGAAAAAAAACUGGGCCCUGAGGAAGUGCUGUCCCAGGCCCAGCUUUUCUUACGGUGCACAUGCAUGCAUGCUGCGUUGCGAAGUUAUGGCAUGCAGUGCAGCACGUUGUGCACCCACAGUCAGGGAUCUAAGUUGGUGCCCUUGUGCUUAAUGUUGGCUACAUUGCCUUUCAUUCCAGUUCUGACACAGUAAUGUUGUCACUGGUUUUUCUUAUCCAGUUGUUUCCAGCUGGGAUUCCUCCUUCUUUUUAAAAAUAUUUUUUAUUAAAUGUUUAACAACAAGCAUCACUUUUCCAAAAUAAGAGCUAUAAAACAGCAACUUAAAUUUCCAUAAUAGUAACCACACAAUAACUGAUUUGGUGUUAUGUCAGUAAAAUAUACAAGAUCAUAAAAGAUUGCGACAAACUAAGCAAAAGACAAACAAUAUAUAUUAAAUCAUGAUACAUAUAAAAAAUGAAACACACCCAAGAUAAUAGUGCAAAAUCUUAAAAUAUAUACUGCUUUGAGAUGGAUUGAAAUGAUAUAAAUAAUUAAACUUUUAUUCAAAAUAUUCAUAUGGAGACAGCACCACCUAGUGAUAUAAGAGAUGUUAUAAAAAAUAGGGGAGCCUAGUUCACCAAAAAGGUGGGGGGAGGGUAGGAAAGUUAUGUCAACCAUACAGUACAAACAGCUGUUGCCAGAAGAUUGCCAUAUUCGGUUGUACUCAUAAAAUCUAUACGGUCUACCCAAGGUGCAGUAAAAUUGUCUUCUUAAAUUUGUCCUUGUGCGAGUCUAUGGUUGCCAUACAUCCAGGAAAUCCCGGACAUGUCCUCUGAGGGGGGGGGGGGCAACAUGCCCAUCUGGAGAGAUUUUUACAUUUCAAUGAAAAUGUCCGGGUUUUAGGGGGUGGGGUUAAAUUUAUUUAUUGCCUCAGGUGGCUCUGCAUGCCGUGGCUGCUGCCAGCCUGAGCCGGGGAAAGAGGUCCACGGGUUUGGCAGCUCUGUGCACCUGCACACCUAGAGGUGCACGGGUUUGGCAGCUCUGUGCACCUGCACACCUCUUUCCCUGGCUCAGGCUGGCAGCAGCUCAGGCUGUCCUCUUUUUUGCUCUUCAAGAAAUGGCAACACUAUGCAAGUCUCAAUCUAUUCACCAUUUUUUCCAGUAAUGCAAUCUGCCAUACCUCUUUAUACCAGUUUGUAACAUUCACUCCUUCCAGGUUUCAUCUGCGAUUCCAUCUGAGCUUCGCACAGCUGUUUACAGAGCAGAGGGCUCAAAAAAACACAAAGUCAAAGCAGAAGAAGGCAAAAUGGGUUUUGCAUAUGUGUACGUAAACUUUCUAUUGUCUACGUUCUGCUUAGGAUUUAGCUUGUUGUUCUUUUCCUCUUUUUAACUGUUCCUCCUCUUUUUUUAUUUGAUAGUGUGUCUCUGUAAAGCGCAAGCAGGGAGCUGAUCUAUACAGAAGGAAUUUAGUAGUAAGCUGGCCAUCCAUCACCUUUUAGUGUCUCUUAGUCUCUUAGAUUUAUAUCAGAUACCAUUACAGUAUCUGGAUUCAAGAGUCUUUCAGACUCUUAGCUCUGGUCAGCACUGUUUCUUAAAACAUAGAUGUAGCAGACUAUUCAUUUAUUUCAGUGAUCAAUGAAAGUAUUACUUAAGGGAAACAGAUCUGUUUAUCUAAAUAAUAUAUGCAUUCAUAUAAGCUUCAAAAGACACAAACACUGGAUGGAGCUAUUUUGGGAAAUGCAUGUUUCCAAACCUGCAUUUCUCGUGAUAACAGGAAUGUGAGGAUGAUGGCAUUACUUACAGGAGAAAAUUGUUGGGAGGAUUGGAGGCUGAACUGCUUCCUGGGCUUGCUAUUCCCUCAAAAUGCUUCUCCAUCCAGCUAUUCCCCCCCCCCCCAGCUGAGAUGGUUUUGGAGUGUGGCUGGGAGAAAAAUAAUUAAAAAUGGAUGGGGAAGAGACAUUGGCAAGGGAGAUUAGAAUGGAGGGGGGAGAUUAAGCACACUUUCUGCCAAUCAGUUUCCCCUGUAAGUGUCUCCUUGUUCCCCACAUAAGCAUUAUGAGAAAACAUGAGAUUGGCAGCAUUCAGUUUCUUCAUAGUUCUUCAUAAUAAAUUGCUUCACCCCUCCACUGCUGCUGGAACAUAAGCCAUGGUUUGCCUGAGUGGUUACCCAGACUUGUGGUUUGUCUCUCUCCAAACGAACGCAAGAGGUGUAACCAAGAUUUAUUCUUCCCACUUGUGAUUUGUUUGUGGGAACCAAACCACAAGUUUAGGUUUCACUGUAAUGCUAAGUCAACUCUAGGUAGUACAGCAGCAGGAGGAGGUGAGGAAUGAAGUAGCUGCGAUUCUCACUUAGUGUACCAGGAUGUCGUUCAUUUGCAAAGUGACAUGAGAAACAGGCCAAUGUUUCAGCUGAAAAUUCAUUUUAUUUAAAAACAGCUCCUUAAUUAAUGUGAUGUUUUAAUACACUGCUUCCACACAAGCACUGCAUAUUCUGGGGCAUGUAAAAGUUGUUUCCAUGUGCUAAAAGUAUGUAGAAUAGUUUUCAGAUUUUUCUUUUUGUGUUUUUAGUUUCUCAAAAAUACAUAAGGAAAAGAUAAAACCAAUUGUUGGUCAAUGUACUGAACUGACUGAAUGGGAUCAGCAUCAGAGCAUGGAAUACUCUGAACUGGGAGAUAUGAAUGAUGAGAGACUUUCUUUAGUUCCUCUUCAGGAAGAAUCCAGCUGUACUAGUGAUGUAUCAACUGAUGUUUCCAUUGAAAGUAAAGGUAUAAUGGAGAAACUAAGACUGUUAUUAAAUAGCUAAGCUAGUAAAAGAAUUCUGAAAUGGUUAAGAAUUGCAAUUUUCCCCUUCUCCAAUUUCUUAUGCACAUCUUGCAAGUGUGCAGAGAUUAUAUAAGGAAAAUCAGAUUUUUCACUUGAAAAUGUAUGUUAUUGUGUGACAUGUUACGUAUACACACACAUACAUGCACACACAAAUUGCAACUGAGAUGUAAUUUGAGACACAUUUGGGGAAGGAAGGACUACAUUUGGGGAAGGAAGGACUAAAUUCAGCUCGUUUUACUGCAGUUACCAAGUUAUUUUCUCUUGACAGAGAUGGAUGCCAUUCACUCAUGAGCAACAGAGAAUAUUAUGAAGAACAAAGAAUAUUAAGCGGAAACUGGCAAUAAGUUUCAGUAAUCAUAUAUCCUGGGCUUCUAAUUAAUACAGUGGUUAUGUAAUUAAUUAUAUUGGUUAUCUGUUCCAGGUGAAAAUGAAAAGUCUGAAAUUCUUCCUGUUUCUACCCGUUUAAGUUGCCAUAAAAGAACAUGCAUGAAAUUUCAAGCUGGUUACGAUCAUAAAACUAUCAGAGAGAAAAAACCUCCCUGUUACGAUAAAACUGGUGUGUAUAUUGAAAGCCAAAUGCUGUUGCCACAUGCACUCUUGAAGUCAGUACUUCUGCAUUUGUUUUAUCCAUGGGUGAUUUUUGUCUGUGAUGUAGCCAAUGAAAAAAAAAUUACCCCAGACAAAAUAAUGCAUUUAAGCAAAGUAAUUUAUGUAUAAUACAGUAUAAUUCACUGAAAAGACAUCUAAAUGUGACACAUGCACUUUUCAUCUCUCAUAGUGACCCACUUUAGAAUGAAUAAAACACAUCUAAAAUCAUCAUAAUUGAAAGUGUAAUAAAACAGUUAAUGCUGCAGUGCAGAAUAAUCCUAAACUCAGAACAAUUUUGUAAGGCAUCUAAACAAAACCUUCAAAAGCUUGGAAGAGAGAGGAAAAAAAUCACCAAAGAAGAUGUCUCAUCAGCAUUUUGGUUAUCUGUGUCUCCAGGGGGAGGGAAUUCCUGCUUCAACCACUGUUUGGCAGGGAAGAAAUGCAGGGGAUUUUGAGAGGGUUGGCAAGAAGAUUUGGGUCUGAGGAAAGAUGUCAAGGAAGGAAGAAUUACUUUUCUGAGCCCUGGAGUGGUUCAGAAAAAUCUGGGUUCUUCUGUUUCCUCCCCAGAAGAACUCAGAUAAUUUUCAAGCUAAUUGAAUGCAAAUUAGGGUGAGUUCACCUGUCUUUAAAUAUAAUGAUUUCUGCUUUGAUUUAAGCCAGCAUCCACAUUAAAAAGGACUAGCAUGUUUCAAACUGGGAAUGUCUGUUUUGCAGAAGCGACUUGCCUCAAACCAGAAAUUACUGUUUAUGUAAUAGAAGCACCCGAUGACACCCCAUGCCAAACAAGACACACCUCUUAAUGGACUUAAAUUAGUCAUACACAUUGAUUUCAGUAGGUCUACAGUGUGAUUAAGUUAGAUCAGGGGUUGUCAACCUGGUCCCUACCCCCACUAGUGGGCGUUUCAGGAUUCUAGGUGGGCGGUGGUAGGGGGUUCUACGGCACAAGCUGAAUCCUCCUUCCAUCAAGCACUGGUGGGAGGUAAGGAAAUUUUACCAUCAAGAAAGAUCCAUUAGUGGGCGGUAGGUAAAAAAGGUUGACUACCCCUGAGUUAGAUGUAUCCUUUGUGUGCAUACUGUAAAUAACUUACACAGACUGACAAAGCUUAAUACGUAGUCAUAGUUCUAUCACUUUAUAAUGUCAUAAUUUUAGAAUGGCAUGUGGAUUUUUACACAUACAAAGGCUUAAUCUUUGUAUUUUUAAUCUUUUGUUGGAAGUCGCCCAGAGUGGCUGGGGAAACCCAGCCAGAUGUGCAGGAUUAUAUGAUGAUGAUGUUAUUACUGCUUUAACCAAAAUUACAGGGUUUUUUGGAACAUUUAUAAUGUUUAUACACAAAAUAAUACUCACUACAUUCUUUUCUCUUCCAGAACCCAUUAUUGACGAUGUAGUAUCUCAUAUUUUGAGAUUGAGAGAUAGACUUGGGUGGGAGACAUCAUUACCACGACGUGGAUUUGUAGCUAAACCGGCAAAUUUAGCUAAUUUUCAGAAGAUUACGUUGCCGGUAUUUACCUUUUCAGUUCAAGUCGGUUUGUUUAAUUUAUGUAUUUAGGAUUCAGUUUGGAACCUGUUGAAGUUAAUGAAAAUUUGUCUUUGAUUUUGAUGGUUCUGUAUUGUGGUUGUGCGACAAAAUCCUAGCAAAAAAAGAAGAAGUGAUGCCUUGGGUUCUGGUUUUCAUUAGAUAGGCCGGCAUGGAAGAAAGGUAACUCUAGCUAGUAUUUGGUAGAUGGAUAACUUUUACAUAUUAUGUCUUUCGCUUUCUAUUGCACCGUAACUUAAGGACUUGGGUGGUAUAAUUAAAUAUUUUAAAUCUUCCUUCUGCAUUUGCUUCUUAAAUGUUCUGCAGUAUUGACUACAGUAUUGACUAAUGAUUAUAGAUAGAUAGACAGACAGAUAGAUAGAUGAAUAGAUAAAUCCAUAUGCUGUCUUAUUAAAUGAAAGAUUUCCUGUUUAGAGCUACGAUUUUUGUUCUUGCACAACACCAGCUCUACUUCCUAGGCUAUUGUUUCUGGCAGUCUGAUUUGGACUAACAGCACUCAAAAUGAGAACUAUCCACCUUAAUGUUUGUAUUGUGAAUUGCUGGUGCUUCAUAAUUAAUAAUUAUUAAGAUUCUUAAGAGCUUUUCUGUUUAUUUCCAAAGCCCAAAGUUUGUGAAUUCACACAUUGUCCAGCUACAUUGAUUUUAAUAAGACUUAUGUGUCUUUACAAUCUCAGCUUAAUCAGUGUUUCUCAAAUUUGGGUCCUAACUGCUGUUAGAUUCCCAUCAGCUCUAACUAGCUGGGCCCAGUGGUCUGGGAUGAUAGGAGUUACAGUCCAACAACAGCUGGGGAGCCAAGUUUCAGAAACACUUGUUAAGUUCUUCAUUAAUUCAUUCUGAUUUUCUGUUAUCAGAAAGGUGCAUUACAGAAAGAUGAUGGAGAGUUUGUAUAUUGUCUCAUAAGAAGUAGAAAUGACCCUAAAGCAGACUAUGAUCCAUAUGACCUCCAAGUAGUCUCUCCAAGUAUGGCCAAACAAAGUAAAGAAUAUUGGACUGUUACAGCUUCAUAUGUAUCCAAGGUAAGCAACAGGGAAAAGCCUGCAUAAAAAUGGCUUUUCAGUUCUCUGCCUUGUUUACUGGGCUCUAAGAAAUGCUGUCACAGACUUCACAGGCCUUGUGAGAUGUCACAAGAUCUCUGACAGUUCUGCAAGAUCUUGUGCCAGCUCCAAAAGGUAAGGUUGCUCAUGCAGAGGCAGUUCCAGGAGGUUGUUUUGACAUUGUGUGAUUUACGGGCUAUUCUCCCCCCACCGAACAUAACCCCGCACAAGAAGCGAUCCCACUGUAUAUCAAUGAGAAAUCCUCUCCACUUCCCAGUGGGGAGGAGUUGCAGUGGACCACGUGGCCACCCACUCCCCACCGGGGGCAGGGGACUUUGUCCCCCGUUGCCUGGGGGAUCCCGGCCACAUCAGAGCCCGGCCAGCCAAUCUGCUGGCCGGGGGGGCGGUGUGGCCGGAGCCGUUUAAACGGAGGAGCGAGCCAGAGGACUUCUUCUUUGGCUCGCUUCCUCAAUUACCCUCCCUCCCUCCCUAUUUUGCAGGUUAGGCAAUGGCCUUGCUAUGGACUUUGGUUGGUGCCUUGGUUGUCCGAGGGGCUUGGUAGGAAUUUUUCCACUUGGCAAAUUGGCACUGGCCACUUGGUUUUCACCUACCUCGUAGCAAUCGUCACAACUUUGUUAGGGUUGUGGUUAGGCAUUGUUUGACCUUGUGUGGGGGGAGGGAGGUGUGGCCAUCACCUGCCCCUCCACGCUUAAGGGUAUUCCGUUAAAGGAAUCCGGGGGUGUAGAUCUAGUCUGAAGCCCGGCUGGGGGCUAGGGCCUUGACACGACCCCGACGGGAACACCAGGGGGAGCUUGAGUUGGUUCGCAUCGACAGGGCUCCCCCUACCGGUGGCUUACCCUUACUGGACUUCCUGCACAAUGGGCAGGAGUCAGAUAUAGUCAGGUCCAAUCAAGACCUAAGCCAAUACCGCUCACAUUCUGUUAUUUCAAUAAAGUUGUGGCCAGAAUUUUGCCCAAUAACAUAAAUCUAAUAUCUGUGUCCUUGUGUGAGCUAUUUCCAACGAGGGGGUGGCUGCAGGGUCUCAACACGCAAUUCCUGAUUCCCUGUUUUCUAACAAUAGCAACGAUUAAAAGGCAUCCUCUCACUAUCCUAAAUUAGGUUUCUGACACAAAGAAAGCUUGGGAGGAAACCUGGAGUAGACUUUUCUCCUGAGUUGAGUAUGUUUUCAGAGGCACCUUGUCCUUAAUUCUUGGUGUAUGUUGGCUCACCUGGGCCACAGUAAAAAAAAAAAAAGUAAAUUCCAUAAAUUUAAAAUCAGACAAUCUGCUGUUCUACACAAAGUGUGCCUUCCAAAGCAAAGGGUCUAACUGGAAUUGCUUGUGUACUGACGGCUGGAUCUCCAAACUGAGUGGAGUGACAUAAUUGUGAGAUUAUCUAAAAUCAAAUGUUUCUGAAUUCUAGAAUCAAUGGUCAGGUUUUCAGGCAAAAUGAUUGAAUUCCUGUGUGCGACAUUCUUAUUUUUUUCAUUAAGUAAAUGUAAAAAACAUAAAUAGUGGUAAGUAAUGUGUUUAUAGGGUGCUGGUUAGUUAUAAAAGAACACAUCUAUAGAGGUAAGAAGGGAGAAACUUCACAGUUUAAAAUAAGCGGAAACAGUUAAAUCUUUGAACUCCUGAAAGUAGUUUUGCUUCAUUUUUCUAGUUUACUUCAGUGUGUGGAAAAGAAGAAAUGGAAAUAAUACCAGUAAUCGAGUGGUUGUGUGAAAGACAAAUUUAUUAUGCAUUACGAAGUAUCGAUAUAUGUUUUAAUUUCAGGUAAGAGAGAUUGUAUUAUAUUUUCAGUACAUUAUAGGCUGAACCCUGGAGUGCUGUUCCUCUUACAGAAGGGCUUUUUCUGUUACAACACAAUAUCUUUGCAUGAGAAGGGAGAAUAGGAAUUGAAUGUUGUUCUUCAGUUUGCACAAAUCUCUUGCACAAGGUUACAGUCUUUUCCACAAGUUCUCAAGAUGUGUGCCUGCAAAAGGUGUUGACUACGCACAUUGCACAUCAGAGGAAUCCUUGGGCCUGGGCAGACAUUGCCAAGGUUACAGGGAGGGGGCAGGCUGUGCACAGAGGGGAUAUACACAAUCUUCCAUGCGGACAUUUCCCUAUGCCAAUUUACAAGGCCCAUUCACAGUAAGUAACCAAUGUUAGUAGAGUAUUUGCUCAUAUUCAUUCUUCCCAUUGUUUCUACUAUUCCUCUCUAGUAUCUACUGUCUCUCUCACUGCGGAAUUUGCAAGUUCCUUGGGAGAGAUACCAGGGGGUUUUUUUGGGUUCUUUUGUGUAUGCUAUUAAGUUCACAAUGCUGCUGCUACUGGAGUUGAGACCUUUGAGUAGGGUCUGAUAUUAAAUAUUUACGUAUUUCCUUUUUGUGACAAAAUUGAAGUAAACAUGUGGCUCUAUUAUCUUUUUGUUGUGCAAUCUUCCAGAUCUCUUUCUCUACUUUUUUCUUUCUAGAAAGAGGAAAUACUUUAUCACCUGGAAAAGCAAUGCUAAGAGAUCAAAAAUAGAGAACAGCAAGUAAGUGUGAACAAAAUAUAUUAGUGUAGACAGUUUGUGAAACUAAGGCAGCCCUGUUUAGGGAAGUUUUUAAUGUUUGAUGUUUUAUCGCUUAUUAUUAUUAUUAUUAUUAUUAUUAUUAAUUGAUAUUCUCUUGGGAGCUGCCCAGAGUGGCUGGGGAAACUCAGCCAAAUGGGUGGAGUAGAAAUAAAUUAUUAUUAUUAUUACCUAUCAUUUCUGAAAUAUAGUUAGCAAAUAAGCUGUGCAGUGGUUUUCAUUUUCUAUUACUAUAUUAGGUAAGUCAGAAGUUCAGAUUUUUACAAAGUGUGUAGUGGCCCAUUAUGGUUUACAGUGGUGGGAUAGGAACAGACAAGUGUACAUUACACCCCUGAUGGAUGUAGUUAGAUGGAUUUUCUUAGUGUGCCCUUGGAAUAAUGGGUGAGACUUGUCUCGUCCGUGAAUCACAAACAGAUGCAUCUGAUUGUGGCUGUGGCCACUGAAACAGAGUCAGAUGAAACUGUAUGGCCCUGAAUCCUAUCCCCAGUAGGGCCGUGGCUGCCAAUGACUGCAGCCAUUUUUCGGAGUUCCUCAGAACCUUCUUUAUGUGAUUUUAAAUACAGAAACUUUUUAUUAACUGGUGUCAUUCCCCAGCCAUAAAGAAAUAAUGAAGAAAUGGAGGAAAAUAAGUAAAGGAUUAAAAGUAACAUUGAGAAAAUGAACAGGGUCUACCUUCAUAGGAUGACAUAUAUAGUCAGAGAUAUAAAUUCCAAAUUGGAGGGGAAAGAGGGACACUAUAAAGGUUAUAUUAGUGUGUGUUUGUGUGUGUGUGUGUUUGUACACACACAUUCAUUCAUCCACUGCACGCACACAAUUUUGGAGAAUUUCCAUGGCAUCCCUGUUAUGUCACUUAACAUUUAUUACUGUGAACUGAGAAUCUGUAUGGGUUUUAUACUUAGAACUGGUUUUCUUUUUGGCAGAAUGCUGUUGUAUAAACGUUUGUUUCUGGCUGAUGAGAUAUUACAAAAAUGCUUGCUUUAUAUUCAAGCAUUGUGUGAGGACGUGAGUAACACUGAGAAGCACAAAUUGUCAGAAGAUAAAACUAUCAGUUUCAUAAAGGUGAGAAGAAAAAUAUUUUCAGUGGAUAGAAAAAGUGUAGGAAAAAUAUUUCCACAACUUUAAAUAUAAUUACUUAUACAGAAAUAUUUACUGUUGGAAGCCAGUGAAAAUCUGGAAACCAAUUAAAAUGUAAUAUAAUAAAAUGAAUGCAUUAAUGUAUGGUUUCCAUUUCUCAAGAUUUCAUCUGAUAAAUGAUGAGGGCAUUAUGACCUAUCAGUGUGAGAAACAAGAGAAUCAGAUCAAAUGUAUUAGUUUGGUUCUGGUUUAUGUUCAGUUUUAACUAAAGUUCUGGUUUAGGUCUGGUUCAGGUUCAAGGUCCUUAAGUCUGGGAUUUGGCUUGUAACAACUGAAUCAAUUGCAUCAGAUCAGUUUCACAGUAUGUUGCAUAUAUGAUAAAGUGAUUAAUAUCAUGCUGAUCUAUGUAAUUCCUAAUACAUUAUUUUAAAAUAUAAUAUUUAUCUAUUUAUUGAAAGAUUUAAAUGUGUUUUCUUUUUACGAUAAAGACUCCAUACUUGCUUCCCUGCUUCCCAGUGAUAGUUUGGUGAUUCACAGACAUGUAAUAUUAAGCCAAUUUUGCAGACAGCAGCUUUCGUUAAUCACCACUUAAUUACAUCUGUUGACAGCGCCUCGACAGAUGCAAAUAACCAGCCACGACACUCCCCUGGAAGUCUGAUAAUUGAUUCAAUUCUCAUACCCUGUAUAUUUAUUGCUAUGUUUUGUGGUCCAUUAUUGUGGGAAGUUAAGCAGAGAACUGCUGGUUUAAAAGAAGGAGUGCUAUCAAAGUUGAUUGCUGUGUUUACAUAAAGAUGAACAGAAUUUCACAGAUUUUUAACUUUUCUCUUUUUGCAUUUUAGUGCUGAUGCUAUGUCAUUUCUUGCUUUUGCCCUUAAGGAUUAAUGAGGUGGUUCAAUGGACACAGGAUCUUGCAUUAGAUUUAGGGCAUUUUUGGGUUAUUCUAUAUAUAUCCCCCCCUUUUUUUUCUUAGAUAGACAUAUCCCACACAUACACUUUGGAUGAAUUUUGUGAGGAACAAUACAAACAAAGUCAACAGGCACUCACUCAGCUACAAGAUUUUAAAGAUAAAGUAAUCAAAGUAAUCCGGACCUCUUUCUUAAAGGCAAGUUCUCUUUUUUUGUACUUUAAUUCUGAAUAUUUUAAUUCUUGUAUAUCACUUCAACUAUAUUUAUUUUUUCCCCUCUAAUAGCAAGAAAGAGGGCAUGCUUUUGGAGUUUCUUUGUAUUUUUCAAGUCUUAAUGUGUAUUUUAUUCAUUUUUUUAAGUGAAAUGGAAUUGUUAGAUGGAGAAAGGCUGUAGUUUAGUGGCAAAGUACAUGAUGUGCUUUUAAAAGGUCCCCAGAUUCAAUACCAGGCAUCGCUAGAUAGAGAGCUGCUGCCAGCCAGUGUAGAUAAUACUGAGUAAAUGUAUCACUGGUAAGGUAUUAAACUCCUCUUUAUGGAAGGGAGUCGCCUCAGACUCCUUAAAAGAAAUAGAAGCAUGACUACUGAAAAAAAUCAUUCUUAAUCCAGAAGACUUGAACAAUUAAAGGCUAGUGGGAAAUGGGCAAGGUGCUCAAGUUAUCAUCGGCAUUCUUGGAGAAUGCUAAUUUUCUUAUUUCAAUUGGUGCUGAGCUCUGAUCUUUUAAUCUUUUUAAACAUGUUAAUAUUAUUUGACUAUCUGUUCAUUUCAGUCCCCAUUUCAUUCUGUUGUUGAAUACUUUAGCUUGCAUGGUGAGUUUUUGAAAUUCGUGAUUGAGCUAAAUGGUUCUUAAAGCAGUGUUAUGUACUGAAGUUCUCACCCUGGGCCAGCAGGGGGAUACUGUAGAUAGUUAUGCAAAUGAAGGAUCGAAAAGUGACGUUCAGUGAUUGGAUAGUUUUGUAUGCAAAUGAAGGAUCGAAAAGUGACGUUCAGUGAUUGGAUAGUUUUAGAAAAUGGCAACAGUUACAAUUGUUCUGUAGCUCUAUAUAAGCAGACUGACUGAGCUCCUCAGUUAGUUCUGUUCCAGCUUACAAAAUAAAGAGCUGCUUUGGAGAAAUCGCUGUGUCGUCUGCUAUGUCAACCCACAACUUAACACUGGGGACGAAGGUGGGAUCGGUGGACAUCAGAGCACAGCCAGAUGCGGCCAUCAUCUGAACUGAGCUGAAUCACAGAGCGAAAUCACUGAGCGAAAUCACUGGACAGAACCAAUUCAGAGCUGACUGUUCUGGCUAGAGCACUGUGUUCCAUCCAUCGCCCUUCACGCCGGCAUCGGAAUCAUGGCUUCACUUGUGCCUCUACCGCCGUUUGCGCCAGCCUCUGAAUCAUGGGACUCCUACCUCGCUCGGUUCGACUGCUACCUCCAAGCCAACGAGCUGACAGCAGUAUCAAAGGAACGGAAGCGGGGCCUAUUCCUCAGCCUCUGUGGGCCUGAGGUGUUUGAGACGGCCCGAGCAUUGGUUGCGCCUGAAGCAGUCCAGGCAACACCAUGGGACACGAUCCAAGAGAAGCUCCGCAACCACUACGCGCCAAAGCCGUCCAAGAUUGCUGCCCACCAUGCGUUUUACCACCGGAACCAGGCGGAGGGGGUCAAUCAACAACUACACCACUGCCCUCAGACAGGCUGCAAUGCACUGCGAGUUCCGAGACUUAGACGAUGCCCUGAUGGAUCGAAUCGUCUGCGGGGUCCGGGACAUCCAUCUGCAACGGCGUCUCCUCGCCAAGCCAGACCUCACGCUACAGAAAGCCAUUGAGGAGGCUGUGGCCUCAGAAGCUGCUGAACGCUCCGCCCAGGAGAUCCGCAAGUCCAGCAGCCCGCGUCUUGCUAGGAAGCCAGUUCCAGUGCAUCACGAAGAGGCCAGCAGUGAUGAGGCAUCCUCCAGUGAAGACGAUGACGUGCACCAGACAAAGCGGGAGCGCAGGAAGUUCCAACAGAAGUCCAAGGGCCAACCGGAAUGUGCCGGCUGCGGAGGCAACCAUUCCCGUGCCAAGUGUCGAUUCAGAGACGCCAUCUGUCGGAAGUGUUCCAGAAGGGGCCACAUCGCUAAGGUCUGCCGAUCGGCUCCGUCUGACACCCCCCCUUCACCGACUCGCAAGUCCAAGUCUUCACUCCAGUCUGCCAAGGAAAGCUGUUUCGCUCUCACCAACUGCCGCUGCCCGUCUGGAACCACGAUUGGCCAAACUGACUCGCCUACGCGACGCAAGCUGAACGUCACGGUGCUCAUUGAAGGAGCUCCAUGUGACAUGGAGAUCGACACCGGGUCUGCCCUGUCCAUCGUGUCUUGGAGCACCAUCAAAAGACUGGUACCCAGAGUGUCCAAAAGGCAACUCGACUCUCACCGCGUACACCUGAGAGACUACCAGGGAAACGACAUUCCCGUGGUAGGCGUUGGCCGGUUCCGGAUCGCCUUCAAGGAUUUUUCGGGCCUGCUCCGGCUGGUGGUGGUCGAAGGUCAGCGGCCAAGCCUCCUAGGGCUAGACUGGUUUGAUGCCCUCGGCCUGGAAGUCACCGGCAUCAACUGCAUCUCUAACGCAGAGACUGAGGGUCUGGUCAAAGACUUUGCCGAGGUUUUUGACGGCACUUUGGGGCAAUAUACAGGUACGCCCAUCUCCUUUAGCCUUGAUCCACAAGUCGCCCCCAUCAAGCUAAAGCCACGCCGGGUUCCCUUUGCUCUCAAGGCUAAGGUGGACGAACAACUGGACAAGCUGAUCGCCCAAGGAGUUUUGGAGCCGGUUGACCACGCCAAGUGGGAAACCCCCAUCGUCACGCCUGUCAAGCCAGACGGGUCGGUGAGAAUCUGCGCUGACUACAAGUGCACGAUCAACAAGGCACUUCAGCAGCACGCUUAUCCGGUUCCUGUUGUCCAACACCUGCUGCAUUCCCUGGGUGAGGGUAAGGUCUUCGCUAAGCUGGACCUUGCCCAAGCCUAUCAACAACUGCCCGUCGAUGAUGCCACUGCUGAAGCCCAGACGAUCGUCACCCACCGAGGGGCAUUCCGUUGCCGCCGGUUGCAGUUCGGGGUGAGUGUGGCUCCUGGCAUCUUCCAAAGCCUUAUGGAGCGUCUCCUGCAAGGGCUUCCGGGCGUGGUACCAUAUUUUGAUGACGUCUUGGUGUCCGCAGACUCACACCAGCAGCUGUUCGAGCGCCUCCGUGCCGUGCUGACCAGGUUCCAAGAGGCCGGGCUCAAGGUAAAGAGGGAGAAGUGCCAGAUCGCCGUUCCACAGGUAGAGUUCCUGGGCUAUCUUAUCGACGCCUCCGGCCUUCACCCGACCACAUCCAAGAUCCGCGCUAUCCAGCAGGCCCCCAUCCCAAAGAACAAGACGGAGUUGCAGGCGUUCCUGGGGCUGCUGAACUUUUAUAACAUGUUCCUGCCCCACAAAGCCACGGUGGCUGAGCCUCUUCACCGACUCCUCAGCACAAAGACGCCUUGGUCCUGGGGUCAUCGGGAGACGGCGGCCUUCAACGCGGUCAAGGCUCUCCUUUCAUCGGACAGUGUGCUGGUACAGUACAGUGAAUCCAGGCCGCUGGUCCUUGCCUGCGACGCCUCACCUUUUGGCAUCGGCGCUGUCCUUAGUCACCGUUUUCCAGACGGAAGAGAAGCACCGCUCGCCUACUUUUCCAGGACGCUAUCUCCGACGGAACGGAAUUACAGCCAGCUCGACAAGGAGGCACUGGCACUUGUGGCUGGAGUGAAGAGGUUCCAUGAAUACCUCUAUGGCAGGACUUUUGACCUCAUCACUGACCACAAGCCGCUCCUGGGCCUCCUCGCCGGUGAUCGUCCAACUCCACCGGUCCUCUCGCCGCGCAUGCUGCGAUGGACUGUUUUCCUGGCUGCCUACCACUACCGGCUCGUCCAUCGCCCGGGGAAAUCGAUGGGCCAUGCCGACGCCCUCAGCCGUUGCCCUCUUCCAGCGUUUGUGGAAGACCCGGCUCCAGCUUCAUCGCUCCUCCUGAUUGAGGAUCUUCCGGCAGCGCCUGUAUCGGCUGCCACUGUGGCCUCCGCAUCUGCCCAGGAUCGCACCAUCAGCCGUGUGCUCAACUGGGUGGGGAGGGGUGGCCACAAGGGCCUUUUGCAUCGGAGUUCCAGCCCUUCGCAACCAGACAACAUGAACUCUCGGCUCAUCGCGGCUGUCUGCUGUGGGGAGACCGCGUCGUGAUUCCCCAAAGACUCCGUCAACGCGUCCUGGAGGCUCUGCACGUUGGCCACCCGGGAAUUGUCAAAAUGAAGGCGUUGGCUCGGUGUUACGUCUGGUGGCCUAACAUGGACGAUGCCAUCACUGCCUGGGUGUCCGCCUGUCAAGCGUGCCAAGAAUCGAGGCCUGCACCACCGGCAGCUAAGGGACACACCUGGGAGACGCCAAAGACACCCUGGUCGAGGGUGCACAUCGAUCUGGCCGGCCCCUUUCACGGCCGGACCUUUAUGGUAGUGGUGGACGCCUAUUCCAAAUGGCUGGAGGUGGCCCUGAUGCCCUCCACCACUACCGAGGCCGUCAUCCGGGUGCUGCGAGGCCUGUUUGCGACGCAUGGGUGUCCUGAUGUCCUUGUCUCCGACAACGGACCGCAGUUCACGUCAGGCACUUUUGAGCGGUAUCUUUUGGGACUGGGCAUCCGCCAUGCCCUAACGGCACCAUUUCAUCCAUCCAGCAACGGGCAAGCGGAGAGAAUGGUGCGCUCGGCAAAAGAGGCACUGGCGCGCCUGGACCGGGGAGACUGGCACGAGCGGGUCGCCGAAUACUUGUUCGUGCAACACAUCACCCCUCAUGCGGCCACAGGGCGGAGUCCUGCUGAACUGCUUAUGGGCCGCCGCCUCAGGUCACCGCUCGACCGGCUGCACCCAGACUUUGCCGUGGCCGAACCCCCAGGCUGUGCCAAUGUGCCAUGGUCAUUUGUUCCAGGAAACCAGGUCUUUGCCCGGAACUAUGUGGGGGACAUUCCUUGGGUGCCAGCCACAGUAGUGGGAGUCACUGGACCUCGCUCGUACCAGGUGGCACUCGAAGACGGACGCUUGUGGCGCCGGCACAUAGACCAGCUUAGGCGCAGGGUUGGGGACUUGGACACUACCGUGGUGCCCCCAACUGCGCUCGUGGCUCCAGAAGAGACACUUACAGAUGGCGAGGCUCCACCUACACCUCCCUCGCAAACUGCCAGCGUGGAGCCGAACCAAGCCACUUCAGAGGGUCUGCCAGACUUACCACAGGCUCAGACCACUCCACUUGCGGAGGCUCCACCCACAGCAGCGGAUCCAGGGGAUUUGGUUUCAACGCCACCUAGGGUCGCACCACAGCCUCAGCAAGAAUUGUGUGGCCCCCCGGACUUGGCUACCAGUCCCCGGCGGUCUGGCAGAGUUUCCAAGCGCCCAACUUAUUUAAAGGACUAUGUUGUUGGACAUGUAUCACUGUUGGUCUAA